AAGAUUGAUUCAAUGUUGUAAUGACAAAAAUAACUACAGAAUUAUAUCGCCUAACUAAACUAUUAAGGUAUACAAUUCUUUAGUGAGUGAGAGUAAUAAAAAAAAUUAUGAAUAUUUAAGAAUUGUAUGUAUAUACAGCAUUCGUUUCUAUGGCAAUGAAAGAAUGAAACAAAAAUUUGACCACUUUACACACUUUAAAAUAAAAAUUACAACAUGCAAGUUUCUAGUGUCCAGCCAGUAUUUAAAUUAGAAUUAAACCACAAAGUAACACCUGGUAUAGUAACUAUCGCUAAAUAUGAUGGUACACAUUAUUGUCUUACUGCGUCUGCUGGAUAUGAUAAAAUAAUUAUUCAUCACCCUCACGGUGGUAUGAGUGUUGGACGAGCUCAACGUUCCCAGGCACAUGGAGAAGUGUCUGAACUCAACCUUAGCCAAGCUGUGAUAGCUUUAGAAGCUGGGCCUAUAAAACCAGACUGUGCGCGAGAUAUGCUUUUGAUUGGCUCGCCCACCCAAAUUUUAGCCUACGAUGUCCAUAACAAUUCAGACAUAUUUUAUAAAGAAGCUCCAGAUGGUAUAAAUGUAAUAAUUGCAGCCCAUUUUAGUAAAUACUCAGAUAUGUUGGUCAUGGUUGGCGGAAAUAGUUCUGUUUGUGGUAUAAAUUCGGAAGGCGAAGAGGUGUUUUGGAAUGUUGUUAGUGGAAAAGUUUUUUCCAUGAUAACAUUUGAUUUUGAUAAGGAUGGCAAAAAUGAGCUGCUUAUAGGUUGCGAAGAUUCUUAUAUAAAAGUACUAAAGGAUGAUCAUUUUAUCAUGGAGAUUGCGGAAACGGGGCCUGUUUCUUGUUUAUCCUAUAUAAAUGAAGUGAGAUUUGCUUACGGACUAGCAAAUGGAACUAUUGGUAUAUAUGAGGAUGGCAUCCGUCUUUGGAGAGUAAAGUCGAAACAAAACGCAAGAAAUCUUCAAUGGUCAGGAGACAACUUAGUCUGUUGUUGGGCGAAUGGCCGAAUAGACUGGAGAGAUUGCACAGGGAGAGUACUAAGAAGAGUACAGUUACGAUCUGAUGCAGCGGCAAUGAUUUUAGCGGAUUAUCGCACAGUUGGCAUCCCUGACCUUGUUUGUGUAUCAACUAGAGGCGAAGUGCUUGGAUUCCCGCCGAUCCAAGAUAAUGGUGGACCAAACACAAAAAAAAUUGCUCCAUCGGAAGAGGAUAGGCUUGCAGUAACUGAGUUGCUGAAUAAGAAGCAGGCGUUAAUGAUAGAACUGCAACACUAUGAGGGCAACGCUGCUAACACAUCCCUAGAUAUAGACCGACCUGACAGCGCUAUGCCCACUAAUACAAGGCUUCAAGUCGCAGUAGCCGCUGACACGGAAGAAGGACGCCUGCAGUUGGCUGUAUCGACAAACAAUGACACAAUUGUGCGUAUGGCACUAGUGUUAGCGGAAGGUAUUUUUGAUUCUGGAGAAACGCUCGCGCGUCAUCCUCAUCCGGCUCAACUGAGAUCCGUUCUUUACAUACCACUAAAGCCACCGAGAGAUGUUCCCGUUGAUGUUCAUAUUAAGGCACUGGUUGGUUAUCCAGAGAGUGAACGGUUUCACAUAUUUGAACUUACAAAGCAGUUGCCACGUUUUUCGAUGUAUACUUUAGUUUCGUCAUCUAUCGCAAAGUCAAAGGUUGUAAACUACGUGACUUUCCGCAUUACUGAGAGAGUUCAGAGAAUAUGCAUAUGGAUAAAUCAAAACUUUUUAUUAGACGAAGAAAUUGAAAUUAACAACGAGGAGACAAAAGAGCUGCAUAUUAGUUUUAUGUGUCUCAGAGAUACGUCUCGCUUGGAUUUGGAUUUUUGCCCAGAUGGUCAAGUGAAAAUUACAACUCACGACAUUAGACUUGCUGGGGAUUUGAUUCAGAGUUUGGCUGUUUUUUUGAACUUGUCUGAUUUACAGUCUAUAGCACAAUUUCCAGAAGCUGAAGAUAAGAUAAGGGUUGAAAUGAAUGUGGUGUCUGAAGUUGGCGAUACAAGAUACAGACUAGCAGCGGAAACAGCUGAAAAAGCUCAAUUACUCACAGCUUUGUUACCGGCUGCCCAGGACGCUGCGUCAUAUGAUUUGAAAGAAAUGUUACAAAGGUACAAAGAUGUCAUCUUAUUAAAUGAAGAGUUACUUGCGGGGUGCCACGUACGUAGGGCGACGCAGGAACAAACUCUGACGUCACUAAAGAAUUUGCACACUAUACUGCAACAAGCAGCUAGGUUGCGAGUUGGAAAAUACAGCAAAAUGGUUGUGAACGCAUGCAGAAAAGCCGUCAGCGACAACAACACUGAGGCUCUCGUUAAAAUACUACAAGCUGGGGAUACUUAAAUAUUUGUGGGAAAAAAAAAGAAAAAGAUUAUUGUUUUUUUUUUUAAUAAAUA
Messenger RNA from Danaus plexippus (monarch butterfly), 2405 nucleotides. RefSeq names its product Bardet-Biedl syndrome 2 protein-like. The transcript is spliced from 11 exons. The record is from RefSeq and is a predicted model, not a curated record. The coding region runs from base 214 to 2352 and encodes 712 amino acids. Gene Ontology annotation, biological process: non-motile cilium assembly. NCBI's taxonomy places the organism in Eukaryota, Metazoa, Arthropoda, Insecta, Lepidoptera, Nymphalidae. Gene Ontology annotation, molecular function: protein binding. Gene Ontology annotation, cellular component: ciliary basal body; BBSome; neuron projection.